UGUGGUUUAUGUGUCUGACAUGACUGAUUUUAGUCUCUUGAAUCAGCAAGAAGUCCCAAAACCCAGACUGCUUCUCAAAGUCCACAGAUUGCCAGAGGUACAUGCACUUCUCUCUGCAAAAAGCUCAGUGAUGCCCUGCUGAGUUGAAGAAGCCGAAGCUCAUGUAGGUCUUUCUGUUAAUGCUGCCCUUUUACAAACCCAGGAGCGAAUAAAUCUUUUAGAGGUUAUACUGUUUGGGGAAUAAUUUGAAGUAGGAGACGACAAAGUAACAGACAAAAUUACUACUUGUAAUUUUGAACUUGUCUUUUUCCUUGAUAGAGAAAGUAUGACAGCAGUAGCAGUGGGUGGAGCUUUUCUCUCUGCGUCCCUUCAGGUGUUGUUUGAUCGGUUGGCUUCUCGGGAGGUCGUUGACUUCAUCCGAACAAGGAAGCUUAAUGAUGGGAUGCUCAAGAAGUUGAAGAUUAAGUUGUUGUCAGCAAAUGCAGUGCUGGAUGAUGCUGAGGAGAAGCAAAUUCGAAACCGAGCGGUGAGGGAGUGGCUUGAUGAACUCAAAGCAACAAUAUAUGAUGCAGAGGACUUGGUGGAUGAGAUCAAUACUGAAGCUUUGAGAUGCAAGCUGGAAGGUGAAUCUGGAAGUGGCUCGAGUCAGGAACUAAACCUUAUCUCAACUAGAUUUGCAGCAUUCAAUGAAAAAGUAGACUACAAGAUGGAGGAGAUCCUUGAUGGGUUGGAAUUUAUUUUGGAACAAAAAGAAUUCUUAGGUCUCAAAAAAGGUAUUCGAAGAAUUAGCAGAUCUCAGAGAUUACCAGCAACUUCUUUGGUAGAAGAAUCUGGUGUCUAUGGCAGAGAUGCUGAUAAAAUUGCUAUAAUUGAGUUAUUACUAUCAGAUGAACACAGAAGCAGUAAGGUUUCUGUGAUUCCUAUAGUGGGCAUGGGUGGCAUUGGCAAGACCACCCUUGCUCAACUAAUUUACAAUGAUGACCAUGUGAAGAAACAUUUUGAGAUCAAAAUAUGGGUUUGUGUGUCAGAUGAAUUUGAUGUUAUUAGAAUAACACGAAUGAUUCUUGAGUCAGUCACUUGUCAAAAAUGUGACAGCAAAGACUUAAAUAAACUUCAAGUUAAAUUAAAGGACAUAUUGACAGGAAAGAAAUUUCUCUUCAUUUUAGAUGAUGUUUGGAAUGAAAAUUACAUGUUCUGGGAUACUUUGAAGAGUUCUUUUGAAUCUGGUGCACAUGGAAGUAAAAUUAUUGUGACAACACGUAGUGAAGAUGUUGCGAAUAUGAUGCAGAAUGUUCCAUAUCAUAACUUACAGACAAUAUCAGAAGAGGAUUGUUGGAAACUGUUUGCAAAACAUGCCUUUGCUAAUAGAGAGUUAAGUUCACAUCCUAAUUUGGAAGGAAUUGGUAGACAGAUUGUUAGGAAGUGUAAAGGUCUUCCUUUAGCUGUGAAAUCGCUUGGUGGUUUAUUGCGCUCUGAAUCACAUCCACAAAAGUGGGAAAAUGUACUAAAGAAUGACAUAUGGGAGUUACCUGAAAAGGAAAAUAACAUUCUUCCAGCUCUAUGGUUGAGCUACUAUAAUCUUCCAUCACAUCUUAAAAGAUGUUUUACCUAUUGCUCAAUUUUCCCUAAAGGUUAUGUUUUUACAAAAGAAAUGUCUAUAUUGUUGUGGAUGUCGGAAAAUCUUUUAGAGCCCCAUAAAAGGAAGACAACAGAAGAAGUUGGGGAGGAGUACUUCACUGAUUUGCUAUCAAGGUCAUUGUUUCAGCGUCAUGAAUAUUUGGGUUUUACCAUGCAUGACCUAGUGAAUGAUUUAGCAAAAUUUGUAUCUGGAGAAUUAUUUUUGAGGUUGGAUGAGAAUUACUCACAUCUGAAGGCAAGAAAAGCUCGUCAUUUGUCGUACAUGAAAAGGAAUAUCCAUAGCAUCAAGAGCUUUGAUGCAUUAUUUGAAAACAAGUAUCUGCGCACGUUCCUACCUUUAGGAGAUUGUCUGUUGGAGUACAUAAAUUUUGAAAAUCCUGAAGUGUUGCAAACAAUGCAAUAUUUAAGAGUGCUCUCUUUAUCUGAAUACUCUAUUACCAAGUUACCUCAUUCUCUUGGCAACUUAAAGCAUCUAAGGUACUUGGAUUUGUCUUCAACUGAUGUUAAAGAGAUACCUUAUAGUGUCUGUACUUUGUACAAUUUGCAGACACUAUUGUUAGAAUCUUGUAGAAAUCUUACUGAAUUGCCCGAUUCAAUUGGAAAUUUGAAGCAUUUAAGGUACUUGGAUUUAUCAUGGACUCAUAUUAAAGAGAUACCUGAUGCAAUAUGUAGUCUAUACAAUUUGCAUACGUUAUUGCUGUCCUUUUGUGCAUACAUUACUUGGUUACCUGCCAAUGUGGUAAACCUAAUCAACUUGCGGCAUCUAGUUAUUGAGGGUACAAGUUUGAAAGAAAUGCCAAUGCAAAUGUCCAAGCUGAAAGAUUUGCAAACACUAAGUGAUUUUAUUGUAGGCAAAGAAAGCGGAUGUAAUAUUAAAGAGUUAAAAGACUUGCAGGAUUUACGUGGAAGUUUGUGUAUUUCAAGGCUUCAAAAUGUUGUAAAUGUUGAAGAUGUUUCCAAGGCCAGUUUGAAGGAUAAGAAAUAUCUUAAUCAAUUGAGUUUGAAGUGGGAGCAUGAUAAUGAUAAUGCACCAAAACAGAUGGAGGUACUUGACAAACUUCAACCUCAUACAAAUCUUGAGAAGCUGUAUAUUGAAGAUUAUGGAGGUACGAGUUUCCCAAAUUGGGUAGGGCAUCAUUCAUUUUCUCGUAUAGUAGAAGUGGAGUUAGGUGAUUGUAAAAAUUGUUACUGGUUACCUACGCUUGGACAGUUACCCUCUCUUACUAGUCUUCGCAUUGCAGGACUUGAUAUGGUGGAGAGAAUAGGUGAUGAAUUUUAUUGUAAUGGUUCUUCUUCCCACGCUAAGCCAUUCAAGUCUCUAGAAAUUUUAAGCUUUUCAAAUAUGUCACAAUGGAAAGAGUGGUCACAGUUUGAAGGUGAUGAAGAAGAUGGAGUUUUCUCACAUCUAAAAGAGCUUAGUUUUGGAUACUGUCCAAAGCUAAAUGGAGCUUGCUUACCUGAUUAUCUUCCAUCAGUGACAAAUCUUUACAUUUCUGGAUGCCACCAAUUGUUGGCUUCACUUGCAAGUGUUCGAUAUCCAUCACUUGGUUUCUUGAGAAUAUACGAUUGUCCAGAGCUGGAAUCAAUUCCGAAAUGGGGAUUGCCAUCUAACAUACAUAAGAUUUCAAUUCAUAGAUGCGAAAAGAUGGAGUCACUUUCGAAAGCGGGAUGGCCCCCAAAUUUAAAAUCACUUGAAAUUUUCCAAUGUGAAAAACUCUUUGCAAACUGCAUGCAGUGGAAUUUGGAAACACUGACCUCUCUUACAUCCUUAAAGAUCAGUGAGAUAGAUGCAGUGUUGAAUUCAUUUCCAGAAGAAGGACAACUUCCAGCCAAUUUGACUUUUCUUGAGCUAAACUCUCUUCGAAACCUUAAAUCCUUAAAUGGAAAGGCAUUACAACAGCUCAUCUCCCUUAAAGAAUUAAGGAUUUAUUGGUGUCACCAACUCCAGUGCAUGCCAGAAGAAGGACUUCCAAUUUCUCUUUCUCAGUUGGACGUCAAUCAAUGUGGUUUUCUAAAUCCACGGUGCCAGAGAGAUGUAGGAGAAGAUUGGCCUAAGAUUGCUCACAUCUCUCGCAUACAAAUAGAUGAUGAAGCCAUAUGAUGCGAAUUAAAAUGUCCUCUUAUAAUUUUUCAGAAGUUUUUGGAACAUUCCAAGGUCUGCAAACACUCAUCUCUGCCACAUUCUUGGGAAGUUUAGAUUCAUUUCCAGAGGGAGGGCAAUAAAAAUGAUAAGAGAAUUUCUUGUUUCUAUCAGCUGCAAUAGUGCUUACCAGAACAGGAGCUUUGCACUUCUAUUGUUUAUUUGACCAUCUACAAAUCAUGCAUGUCCUUUUUCUAUAAAUCAGUUUGGUAUUUAUAUGAUCAGCAUCAUGAAGAUGUGCCUCUGCUUCUCAUACAAAUGAAUUCUUAUAGUAAGACUUGCCCUUAUUUUAUUUUUCAAGCAGUCCAAAAUAUUUUGAUUUGAGACUUUUUUUGGCACUUGCAUUCUGAUUAAAAAGAAACACUGAGAUUCACACUCUUAAUAGCAUCUUUGGUUUUGAAUAUGUUGUGAAAUUAAUUAUUUAGAGAUGUGAAUACUCAAUGGGAAAAAAAAAAAAGUGAAAAAGAAAAAAAGAAAGAAAAAAACCAGUAGUGUCCAAAUCCAUGUAACAUGGAAUUAAUGUUGGGGCAGAUUUAAAGAAGAGAAAAUAAUAAUAAUAAUAAAAGAUAGGACACCUUUGUUUAUAUGCGCACAUCUAGAUAGGAUGAUCAGUUUAUCUUAUAUGUGUAUGUAACCAUUUCUUCAAAUUGCUUAUUUAUUUCCAUAGGAAGAAGGUUGCAACUUGUGCUGAGAACUUUUCCUAUUCUGAGACAAUCAUCCAGGGUAAACCAACAGUAAUAGUGGAAUGGUGAAAGGAUGCAUGCAAACCCGUGAGCUAAUCACUGGUUUCCUCAAGGGCACCCUAACUUGUAAGGUUUAAGUUUGUUUGUAAUUUCCUUGUACAUUGCAGUUUUGAGUUAAAGUGUAGACCUGAAUAGUUGUCCUUAUAUGGAUCGAGAUUAGUACUUCAUUUAACUGCUCAUGACAUUGAGUUUAACCAAUGUAUCUUGCACCAUAUAAAGUUUGCAUUAUUAAUUGCCCGUAUCUAUGAUUUUCUUUAGCAAACAUACCCCCUUAACCUUGUCUCCACUUUACAUAAUUUACAGCUUGAGUUUUGUAAAUCUUAAAGCAACAUGGUUGCCAGAAGAGUCAUUUUUGGUAUGAACCUGUAUCUACAGUUAUAUCAAUUGUGUCAACAAGGUUGCUAAGUACCUGUAUCUGUUUUCUUUGCCUUUACCAUCGAUAUGUAGACUUUUCUUAUGCAAAAGGAGCUUAUAACUUCCAUUUUAUUUUUAUUUCAACCUUCAAAUUUGAUAUAAAUAUAAAUUAUUUUAUAUGCUUCAUCUUUUCCAACCUAUUUCAUUAAUUGUUUGUUAUUGUUCAUUAAAAUCAUGAUAGGUUGCUUUGUUGCUGUUGACGUUACUUGUACCGGCAAAAUAUUGACUCUAGUACAGUGGCACUUGGUUUUUCGUUGAAAACUCAGGGUUUUGUUAUCUCAGAUUGGGAGGGCAAUGGCAGGGUUACCAGUCCACCACCACUUUCAAAGUUUCAAACUACCCGUACGCUGUCCAAGCAGCAACUCAGUAGAAGCAUCCUUUAGUCUAUAAUAUAAAUGAGAAGUGCUCUCAGAUUUUGGUCAUGUUUUACUGUUUAAAAUAGUAAAAAACGGCUGCUUCUCGAGUGUUUUGGCUUUUCUUUUCCUUUUUUUUUUU
Molecule: messenger RNA, 5430 nt
Organism: Ziziphus jujuba (common jujube)
Lineage: Eukaryota; Viridiplantae; Streptophyta; Magnoliopsida; Rosales; Rhamnaceae
Product: putative disease resistance RPP13-like protein 1
Exons: 4
Coding region: 326-3739 (1137 amino acids)
Biological process (GO): defense response to other organism
Molecular function (GO): ADP binding; protein binding
Source: RefSeq, a predicted model, not a curated record